Apodemus sylvaticus (European woodmouse) is the source of this 1512-nucleotide messenger RNA. RefSeq names its product coagulation factor VII (gene F7). Gene Ontology annotation, biological process: proteolysis; blood coagulation. The record is from RefSeq and is a predicted model, not a curated record. The transcript is spliced from 8 exons. Gene Ontology annotation, cellular component: extracellular region. Lineage: Eukaryota; Metazoa; Chordata; Mammalia; Rodentia; Muridae. The coding region runs from base 20 to 1360 and encodes 446 amino acids. Gene Ontology annotation, molecular function: serine-type endopeptidase activity; calcium ion binding.
CAGAAGCAGCAGUUUCAUCAUGGUUCCCCAGACCCACGGGCUGCUGCUUCUCGGCUUUCUGCUCCAGCUCCAGGGACCCCUAGGGACUGUAGUUUUCAUAACCCAGGAGGAAGCACACGGCGUCCUACACAGGCAGAAGCGUGCCAACUCGCUCCUGGAGGAGCUUUGGCCCGGCUCCCUGGAGAGAGAGUGCAAUGAAGAACAGUGCUCCUUUGAGGAGGCCCGAGAGAUCUUCAAGAGCCCCGAGAGGACCAAGCAGUUCUGGAUUAUUUACAGUGAUGGGGACCAGUGUGCCUCGAAUCCAUGUCAGAACGGGGGUACCUGCCAGGAUCAUCUCAAGUCUUAUGUCUGCUUCUGCCUCCUAGACUUUGAGGGUCGGAACUGCGAGAAAAACAAGAAUGAGCAGCUGAUCUGUGCAAAUGAAAAUGGUGACUGUGACCAGUACUGCAUGGACAACGUAGGGACCAAGCGCACCUGUAGCUGUCACGAGGACUACGAGCUACAGCCAGAUGAGGUGUCCUGCAAACCAAAAGUUGAUUACCCGUGUGGGAGAAUACCUGUUGUAGAAAAAAGAAACUCCAGCAGCCGCCAAGGCCGGAUCGUGGGAGGCUAUGUGUGCCCCAAAGGGGAGUGUCCCUGGCAGGCUGUGCUGAAAAUCAACGGGUUAUUGCUGUGUGGGGCCGUCCUGCUGGACUCCAGGUGGAUAGUGUCCGCAGCCCACUGCUUUGACAACAUCCGGAACUGGGGAAACAUCACAGUGGUGAUGGGUGAACAUGACUUCAGUGAGAAGGAUGGGGCAGAGCAAGUACGGCGGGUGAUACAGGUCAUCAUGCCCGACAAGUACAUCCGGGGCAAGAUUGAUCAUGACAUCGCCCUGCUCCGCCUCCACCGGCCUGUGACCUUCACUGACUACGUGGUACCCCUGUGUCUGCCUGAAAGGACCUUCUCAGAGAACACCCUAGCCAGUAUCCGCUUCUCGAGGGUCAGUGGCUGGGGCCAGCUACUGGACCGUGGUGCCACAGCCCUGGAGCUCAUGACCAUCGAGGUGCCCCGGCUGAUGACCCAGGACUGCCUGGAGCUUGCCAAGCACAGUCCUAACACCCCCCAAAUCACAGAGAACAUGUUCUGCGCCGGCUACAUGGACGGUACCAAGGACGCCUGUAAGGGUGACAGUGGUGGUCCACACGCCACAUACUACCGCGGCACAUGGUAUCUGACAGGUGUGGUCAGCUGGGGGGAGGGCUGUGCGGCUGUCGGUCACAUUGGAGUGUACACCAGGGUCUCCCGGUACAUAGACUGGCUGGUCAGACUCAUGGACUCCAAGCUGCUGGUUGGGGUUUUUCGACUCCCACUGCUGUAGCUCCUUGGACAGCCCAGCCCAGCCCAAGAAGGAAGCUGUGGUGUGAAGCUGUUGUAUUGACUCUCCUGCUAUUCUUUGUGUGAGGAAGGAGAACUGAGAUAAAGAGAGUGAGGAAAGCAGAGGGGGAGGGAAAUGAGAGAGGCUGGGAGACA